Molecule: messenger RNA, 4053 nt
Organism: Dictyostelium discoideum AX4
Lineage: Eukaryota; Evosea; Eumycetozoa; Dictyosteliales; Dictyosteliaceae
Gene: irlE
Exons: 2
Coding region: 1-4053 (1350 amino acids)
Biological process (GO): endoplasmic reticulum unfolded protein response; mRNA processing
Cellular component (GO): membrane
Molecular function (GO): protein serine kinase activity; RNA nuclease activity; ATP binding
Source: RefSeq, a predicted model, not a curated record
AUGGGUAAAAAGAAAAUUGAUAUAAAUACAAGAGAAGAUUUAUUUUUAUCAUAUUAUAAAGAAAUUGAAAAAAAUAAAUUUGAUCUUUUAAAAAUUUGCAGUGACAAAAAUUUUUCAAAAUCAAAUUUUUUAAAAGCAGUUCACUGUUUAUUUUCAUUAUCAUAUUUUUGUAAAAUUAAAGAUGAAAAUGAAGAAGAAGAAGGAAAAGAAGAAGAAAUAAAUGAUUACAAAGUUAAAAAAAGCACAACUGGUAAUUAUUACAGAAAUUCCGAAGGCAAAUUAUUUAAAAAAUCAAAUGAAAAAGAUCAAAUAGAUGAUGUUUCCAUAUUUUAUAAAAGAUUACCAACAAUCCAAGAUUUUAAAGACACAUAUGACAAAUAUGAAAAUUGUUUAAAUUCAGUUUAUUAUAUUAUUAGAAAAAUUAAAUUAUUACAUUUGGAAUAUUUUUGGGAAAUUUUAGCUUCUUGUUAUGGAACGAUAUCAUUUAUUAAAUUUUUUAAUAUAUUUUCAAAUGAAAUAUUUUCACCAAGUGAAAAUGGAGAUUCAGUUUUUAUAAUGGUUGGAAAAUUUUUUAGAAGAAAAGUAAGAGCAGAGACACAUUAUGAUUUAAUAUUUUUAAAAAUCAUAUUGGCCAACGCAUCAAUACCAAUGAUUUUAAAACUUGGAGUUAAAGAUAUAGGUAGAUUUACAGAAAAGGAGGAUAUUAUAGUAUCAUAUUAUAGAAACUUUUCAAUAAUUCAUUCACUUAGAUUUGAUAAUGUUAAAGAGUUUGCAUUAGUUUAUAAAACUUUAAAGAAUAAUUAUCCAUCAAAAAAAAAAAAAAAAAUUACACUUUUUGAAGAAAAUGGGAAAAUUAAUGUUAAAACAUCAAAAAAAGAUUUAAUGCUAUUCGAAUUUGUUUGUAAAUUUGAUUGUGUUAAAAUUUUUAAGAAAUAUUUUUUACCAAAACCUCAAAUUAUUAAUAAUAAUGAUAAUAAUGAAAUGUUAGAAUGUAUUAGUAGUGGAUCAUAUUCAGGAUUUGAUGAAAAGAGUAAACGUAAAAUUAGAAUUUUUUUUUCAAUAUGUUGCAGACAAAUUUCACCUAAAAUCUUAAAAUGCAUUGUCGAUUAUGUCAAGGAUGAUAUUGGUUUUUUAGAUUUACAAAAUAGGCAAGAUAUUUACAUUGGAGAUUCAGCACCUGAAAAAGUUUUAUUUCUAAAUUGUUUUUUUGGUAAUCAUAAAGAACAACGUGUUAUAGAUUUUUUUAAUCUCCUUACAUCCAAAUCAAUUAUAAUAUGUAAUACUAUUAAAGAGAAACCGGAACUUUAUGAUUAUCGUUAUAUUACAUUGUCAACUGUUGAUUCUACAUUUUAUUUUUCUGAUAGUCAUAAAGGUGCUGAUUUUGGUGUUUACACUGAUGAGAUUAAUGUUAUUAUUAAUAAUGAUGAUAUUGAUUAUGAUUAUAUUGGUGAUGAUGAUAAUGAUGAAGAAAUAGAAGAAACAAAAGAUUAUGGUAGUAGUAGUAGUGAUAUUGAUGAUUUUUAUAAUGUAUUUGAACCAAAAGCAUCAAUGAUACCAAAUAUAUUGGAUUCUUGUAGUUUGGAAAUACUAAAAGCAUAUAUUCAAAAUAUAACUGGAAAUGGUUUAUUCAAAAUAAGUCCAUCAUUAUUUUUAGCACAUGAUGUAACUAGAUUAGUUAGAAAUCCAAAACCAAAAACAGAAACUGUUGUUAAAAUAUUGGAAUUCAUUAAUACAAUUUCAAGACUUUCAGAAUUAUCAACCAACGGUGUUCCUUUCACUUUUUUAACUAAUAGAUUCGAAAUUGUCACUAGUAUAAUUAUGUCAUUACAUGAUGAACGAUCUAUUUCAAAUUCUGUUGAACCAGUUCAAUGGUUACGUGCACUUGCUCCAUUUGUUUCAAAUGAUGAAAUGAAAUUAAUUAUAUACAAAGUUAGAACUCUUUACAACUAUGAACCACAUUCAAAUGGUGAAAUCAAAUAUACCGAAUUAGUUAGAUUAUUUGAUGUUCAAUAUCUUUUAACUAAAGGUAAAUUUUCACUAUCUCAAUUUAAUGGUUUUGAAACUUCAAUUUUUUUAAAUCCAAAAUUACUUGAUGGUACUAUUAAUUCAAAUAUUUUAAAUUCAAUGAUUAUUAAAGACAAAGAAAAACUAGACUUAAAAGAAUUAUUUUUUAAAGAAAAACCACUUUCAGAAGCUGAACUUAAAGAAAAAUUUGAAAUUGCUACAAAAAAUGAAAAAGAGUUAUUGGACCAAUUAAAAAAAGAAAAUGAUGCUGAAAAAUUAAAAAAGAAAAAUAAAUUAAAAAAACAAAAAAAUCAACAACAACAACAACAGGCUAAACAACAAGCUCAACAACAAAAACAACAACACCAACAAAAUAUUCAACAAAAUUAUGAAAAUCAACAUAUUGAAGACCAACGAAAAUUUAACCAACAAACCAAAGGUCGACCUAUCUCUCCUUCAUCAAUUCAAAACCAAAAUUUAAAUCCAACUUUAUUACAAAAUCAAAAUCAAACUUCAAACCCAACACCAAAUUUAGAGUCAACAAAAAAAGCAACACCGACAACAACAACAACAACAACAACAAAUUCCAAUACAUCAGCAAUUAUAAAUGAAAUUAAAAAUCAAGAUUUAAAUCAACAACAAAAUAUAACAGAAAAUAUAAAUGAAAUAUAUGAUGUUUCAAUUGGUAAAUUUAAAUUUAAUAAAAAAGAGUCAAAUAUAUUGGGUAGAGGAUCAAAUGGUACAUUAGUAUUUAAAGGUAUUUGGAAUAAUAGAAUACCAGUAGCAAUUAAACAAAUGCAAAAGAUGUUUAACCCAUUAAUUAGUAAAGAAAUUGAAAUUUUAAUUGGUUUAACCAAUAAAAACUUAAAUUUAGUUGGAUACAUUGAUCAAGAAGAAGAUGAAAAUUGUGUUUACCUUGGUUUAACUCUAUGUGAUGGUUCAUUACAAUCUUUAUACGAUCAAUCAAAAUUAAAUGAAUUUAUUAAUCAAAAUAAUAAUCAAAAUAAUAAUAAUAAUAAUAAUAGAGUAUUGGAUUUAAUUAUUGGAAUGAUAAAUGGUGUAAUAUUUUUACAUGAUCAAAAUAUAGUUCAUAAUGAUUUAAAUCCAAGAAAUAUAUUAGUAAAAGAUAAUAGAUUAAUAAUUUCAGAUUUAGGUUUAAGUAAGAUGAAUGUUAGUUCAACUUAUAAUUUCUCAACAAAUGCAAUUCCAACUGGUCAAGAUGGGUAUCAUCCUGUUGAAGUACUUUUAGAGAAAAGAAAAACUAAAUCAGUUGAUGUUUUUUCUUUAGGUUGUUUAAUUUAUUUUAUAAUGACAAAUGGUGCUCACCCAUUUGGUGAUAAAUUCUCAAGACUUCGUUAUAUCACUAAAAGCAAAUACAAUCUAUCUCAAUUAUCAAAUUUAAAUUUAGUGGCAACUCAUUUAAUUGAAUUGAUGAUAUCAUAUGAUGAGAGUAAAAGACCGACCCUAUCAUCAGUUUUAAAACAUCCUUUGUUUUGGGACAGUUUAAAGAAAAUUAAGUUUUUAGAAUCUUCUUUACGUUUAUUGGGUGAUCAUGAUUUUAAGAAAUUCAAUAUCAAUAAAAUAUUAAUUAGUUGUAAUAGUAAUAGUAGUAGUAGUAAUAGUAUUUGUAAUAGUAGUAAUAGUAGUAGUAGUAGUAGUAGUAGUAUUAGUAGUAGUAGUUGUAAAAUUAGUAGCAGUAGUUGUUAUUGUGUACCAUUACCUUGGAAUCAAUCACUCGAUUAUCAAUUAGUGGAUUCUUUAUCAAAUCAAAUUGAAAAAAAAGUAGCAUCUUAUAAAUUUGAUCAACUUCAUGAUUUAAUUCGAUUCAUCAGAAAUACUCUACAACAUUAUAAUCAAAUUUAUAGAGAUUUAAAACAAAUUUUACCAAAUAGUGAUAUUUUAGAGUCAUUAAAAUCACAACAGUCGGCUUUAAAUUAUUUCGAAUCCAAAUUUCCAACUCUAAUAAUUUUUUUAUUUAAUCAUUUUAGUGCUAUACCUGAAAUUAAAAAUUCUAUCCAUUUUUCAAAUGAUACUUGUUCAAUUUUUUAA